This is a messenger RNA of Dictyostelium purpureum, 666 nucleotides long. RefSeq lists its product as uncharacterized. NCBI's taxonomy places the organism in Eukaryota, Evosea, Eumycetozoa, Dictyosteliales, Dictyosteliaceae. The record is from RefSeq and is a predicted model, not a curated record. The coding region runs from base 1 to 666 and encodes 221 amino acids. The transcript has a single exon.
AUGUGUAAUUUAGACCAACUCGAAAUUAAAAAAGCAAAUUAUCAAGACAGAACAUUAAUUGCAUCUUCAAAAAUUAAAUCGAUUAAUAAAGAGGUAAUACCUUCUUUGGGAAAUUUUUCACCAAGUAAUUCAGUAAACUCAACAAGAAAGUUAAAAGAACAACUUAUAAAAAGUUUAAAUAAAAACAAAUUGAAAUAUUUAGAAACUCACAAUAUUAAAAAAUUACAUUUACCAGAAACAAAAGAAAAAGAAUUUAUAAAGUAUAAAGAACAAGGAAAAGAAAAUGAAUUUUUAAACAAAAAAUUAAAAAUAGACAACUCCCCCAUUGCCAAUGGAAUAAAAAAUGUAUAUUGUGUUUUCGAUAAAUAUACAACAAAGAACCAUAUUGUUAAAGUAACAAGACCUGAUAGAACCGAUAUAACACCAAUAGAGCUAUUAGCAAUUUACACUCGUGCUUACCAAAGUCUUUAUCGUGAACAAGAAGAUUUUUUUGAUAAUAAAAAAACUAAAAUUGGUAUUCAUGAAUCACCAACUUCAAUAUAUAAAUAUGGUAUUCAAGAUAUAAAAUAUAAUGGUCUUUCAACAAUUAUAGUAUUUGAUGAUUUUAUUGUUUGUUCAUUUGAUGUAGAGCAAAUACCAAAAUCAAAUUUUAUUGAAAGAAAAUAA